GGAGGGGCUGGGGCCGGCCCGGCCCUCGGCGGGAUUCCCUGCGGCGCAGCCUCUGGCUCCCAGUUGCUCGUCCGCUUCGGCCGCUGCCCCCUCCCCUCCACGCCACAGUAACAUCCUUUCCUGGCAACAUCUGGAUACCAGUCCCCUAAGUCGACCCAGAUAGCCAGCCAGAUAAGGGAGAGAAAAGCACCCAAGUCAGACAUUGGGGGAAAAUAUAACCGAAUCCUAACGCUUUGUUCCUUUGGUCUCGGCACCUGGGUCCUGCUGUGCCCCUCCCGCUGAGCUUCCAGUUUUAAUCACACCUCCAGCCGACCCUUUCUGGGCCAGGAACUACGAGGCCUACUUAGAGAUGUACCAAAGUUUGGCCCUCGCUUCAAAUCCUGGCCAGGCGCCCUAUGCCCACGACUCCAGUAGCUUCCUACACUCGUCAGCGGCCAGUUCCCCUGUAUAUGUGCCCACGACGAGGGUGCCUUCCAUGCUACCCACGAUGCCCUACCUGGCAGGUUGUGAGGCUGCACACCAGAGCCAUCCGCUGGGCAGUCACCCGAGUUGGGCCCAGGCAAGCAGUGAGGCCUCAGCUUUUAACCCCGGCAGCCCCCACCCUCCUUCUGGUUUCUCCUACUCUCACAGCCCUCCGGGGGGCAGCGGCGGAGGACGGGAUGGAACCUACCAGGCCCCCCUGCUCCUGGGCAGUGGCACCAGGGAGCAAUACGCCAACCCGUUGGUGCGCUCAGUCAGUGGAUCCUAUUCAAACGCCUACCCAGCCUAUGUAAGUCCGGACAUGGCCCCUUCCUGGACCGCAGGCCACUUCGAAAGCAGCGUUCUACACAGCCUACAGAGCCGCCAAGCUGGCCUUCCGGGCCGGAGGUCCACCUUUGUUUCAGAAUUCUUGGAAGAGUUCCCGGGUGAGGGCCGCGAGUGCGUUAAUUGUGGGGCUAUGUCCACACCGCUGUGGAGGCGAGACGGCACAGGCCACUACCUCUGCAACGCCUGUGGCCUCUACCACAAAAUGAAUGGCAUCAACCGGCCGCUCAUCAAGCCCCAGAAGAGGCUGUCCUCAACUCGCCGGGCUGGACUUUGCUGCACUAAUUGCCACACAACCAACACCACUCUGUGGAGGAGGAAUGCAGAAGGGGAGCCAGUGUGCAAUGCCUGUGGACUCUAUAUGAAGCUUCAUGGGGUACCUCGUCCCCUUGCUAUGAAAAAGGAGAGCAUCCAGACACGGAAACGGAAGCCCAAAAACAUCGCCAAAGCCAAGAGCUCCACAGGGUCAACAGCCUCAGCCACAAAUUCCCCAUCUUCCAUCACCAACUCCGACAGCACUGCCACUUUAAAGUCUGAGCCAAACCUGGCAUCCCCUCAGUACCCAGGGCAGACCAUCCUUUCUCAGCAGGGUCCUAGCCCAGCAGAAGACCCCUUGGGUCCCAACCACUCGGAGUUCAAGUUCGAGCCUGAGGAUUAUACUUUCCCAUCCUCUGUGACUUCCCAGUCAGGACUCAGCGUGUCUCUCCGCCAGGACUCAUGGUGUGCCCUGGCAUUGGCUUAAAUCCCGGGGCUCCUGGGAAACAUCCUUUUUGGACCAAUCUACCUACCUGUCCCUCUGAUGGAUGACAGAGAGGCCGGAUGACAGCCAAUGACCUGACAAUUUGCUUACACACCAGACCGGUGAGAGACUGAGAGAUCCUGGAGAUACUUGGCUGAUUUCUGCCUUCACCACCCACCCUGCUUGGUUCUAUUCAAUUUUAACUCAGCAGGAACAAAUUGGACAUACCUCCUGGGAGCAGGAGGGAGAGGUUUGUUUGAGAAGACCCCAUGCUGUCCCUCAAUGCUGGCACAAAAGUCCCUAAAUCAUAUGUUUAUUCCCAAUGAUUUCUUCCUCCUCUGACUACAUGGAGUGCAAUUUGUCCCACUUCUCAAUAAAGACUGAUUAUGUGGCACCACCUAAUUUAAUGUUUUUGUGAACAGAGUAGCCAUCAGUUCAUCUAAAAACACAACCUGUUACUUUAAACCUUUACUGUAUUAUCUUGAAAACAAUCAUCUCUGGAGUGUUAGCUUCUGAAGCAUGUGUAUGCUCACCCUGAAAAGUCACUGGAGAUGCAGGCGUUGCUCUUCCUACUUCCUACUUCCAAAGGAUUUUUAUAAAAAUGAUGAGUGACACAGCCAAACAUGCCUAAAGAAUUUGGAGAAAUAAAAACUUUGAAAUCCA
Molecule: messenger RNA, 2206 nt
Organism: Phascolarctos cinereus (koala)
Lineage: Eukaryota; Metazoa; Chordata; Mammalia; Diprotodontia; Phascolarctidae
Gene: GATA5
Product: GATA binding protein 5
Biological process (GO): cardiac muscle tissue development; positive regulation of transcription by RNA polymerase II; negative regulation of transcription by RNA polymerase II
Cellular component (GO): nucleus
Molecular function (GO): zinc ion binding; RNA polymerase II cis-regulatory region sequence-specific DNA binding; DNA-binding transcription factor activity, RNA polymerase II-specific
Source: RefSeq, a predicted model, not a curated record